CACCCUAUUCCUUAUCCGCUGUGGUUCCUCUCACCGAAGUACUUUCCUGUUACGAGCCCACUUCUCUCCAUCUAAACUUUCGCCAAAAUGUCGAACCUUGAUCCAAAUGCAAUCCUAAGAGGCGCCCAACUCACUCUUGUGGGCGCCUACCGAGCUCUCCAGAAUCCCCGACUCUUCAACACUACGCUCUAUAAACAAGCGGCGAUUGCUGUUGCAGCCGGCUUUGCUAUCCGUAUUAUCAUUGCCAUACCGAGUUUGCUUGUCCGCGUUCUGUUGUUUUUCGUGGGAUUCAUUAUCGAUGUGGGAUCCUCGCAAUGGGACCAAAGGAUGCUCUCCGGCUUGACCUUCAUCGAGAAGAGCGUGCUACAGCUGCCUUUCUUUAUGAUGAGCGCCAUGCGCUUCGUCAGCCCUGCGAUGGAUGAAAUGUUCAUGAAGUCACUCGAAUGGGUUGAUCACACGUAUGUCGUGAAGCACAAAUCAGAAGACCCGACCACGCUGAGGGCGAUGUACUAUCCGAAUCUUCGCCAGUAUGGGGACAGUAAGCAAGUUACAGGAGGUCCACCGAAGGACAAGAAGUCGGUUUAUCGGAACGUGCUCUUGUUUGCGCAACGCUAUGCCAAGCGUGCCGCGAUCUCGAUGGGAAUAUACCUUCUCACAUUUGUGCCCUACAUCGGACCCUUCGUCCUACCUGCCGCAUCCUUCUACUCCCUGAACGACGCCGUCGGUCCCGAGCCAGCAGCAGUCGUUUUCGCAUGCGGCUUCUUCCUCCCGAAGCGGUGGAUGGUGAUGGUGCUUCAAGGGUUCUUCGCGAGUCGGAGUUUGAUGCGUGAACUAUUGGAGCCCUACUUUUCUCGGAUCCACUUCACCAAGGAACAGAAGAAGCGUUGGUUCCGUGACAGACAGGGCCUCCUCUUUGGCUUUGGCGUCGGCUUCUACCUCAUCCUCAAGACACCCCUUCUAGGUGUCUUGAUCUACGGCAUUGCGGAAGCAAGCACAGCUUAUUUGAUCACCAAAAUCACCGAUCCUCCUCCACCUCCCUCUGAGAGCGAUGACUUUGCUGAGACCCAGGUGGCUUGGAAGAACAAGAAGGAGUUUUUGACGCUGGAUCUAGCUCACCUAGAUAGACUGAACACCACAGAUGAUGGCGAGAAGAAGGAGCUGUAGGGUUAGGGGUUACUUACAUAAACUUUGGGCGCUUUGGGAGCUUUGGAGAAUAUAAUUGAGUAGCUAUCGGGACUGCUUGCGUUUGAAACUAUAUGCAUAGAACGAGGUAUCCCGCUAAAAUACACUUGCAUCUAUGCAUUGCUGUUACGUGUCUUGUAGCUCCUUUGGGACGGUGAUCACAGAUCUCGGCAGGGAAGCGGC
Tricharina praecox is the source of this 1365-nucleotide messenger RNA. Its product is annotated as transmembrane protein UsgS. The transcript is spliced from 5 exons. Lineage: Eukaryota; Fungi; Ascomycota; Pezizomycetes; Pezizales; Pyronemataceae. The record is from RefSeq and is a predicted model, not a curated record. Bases 88 to 1164 code for a protein of 358 amino acids.